Molecule: messenger RNA, 1031 nt
Organism: Solea senegalensis (Senegalese sole)
Lineage: Eukaryota; Metazoa; Chordata; Actinopteri; Pleuronectiformes; Soleidae
Product: troponin C, skeletal muscle
Exons: 6
Coding region: 119-604 (161 amino acids)
Molecular function (GO): enzyme regulator activity; calcium ion binding
Source: RefSeq, a predicted model, not a curated record
UAAGAGGCGACAUAGGGGAGCCGGGUGAAGCCACUGUCAACUGUGUACAAGGGAGGGAGCGCUUCUUUUGUCCAGGACGUGUGUUGUGUUGUUGUCUUCACCAGCACAGCCAGCCACCAUGCCCACUGACGCCCAGAGCGAUGCCCGCUCCUUCCUGACAGAGGAGAUGAUUUCGGAGUUCAAAGCCGCCUUCGACAUGUUCGACACGGACGGCGGCGGUGACAUCAGCACCAAGGAGUUGGGCACCGUGAUGAGGAUGCUGGGCCAGAACCCGUCAAGGGAGGAGCUGGACGCCAUCAUUGAGGAAGUGGAUGAGGACGGCAGUGGUACCAUUGACUUUGAGGAGUUCCUGGUGAUGAUGGUGCAGCAGUUGAAGGAGGACCAGGCUGGAAAGACUGAAGAGGAGCUCUCUGAGUGCUUCCGUAUCUUUGACAAGAACGGGGACGGUUUCGUUGACCGGGAGGAGUUCGGAUACAUCCUGCAACUCACCGGAGAGCCGGUCACGGAGGAAGAUAUCGACGAGAUGUUUGGAGAGUCGGACACAAACAAAGAUGGAAAGAUUGAUUUUGACGAGUUUCUGAAGAUGAUGGAGAACGUGCAGUAACGAGAGCAGCUCUACAUUCCCUCUGACUGCCUCGUCCUUAACAUAACAGCGUCGAGUCCAAAACUCCCAAAACACUGGAAAUCUAAUAGAAUGAUGUGGUUUCUGAGAUGGACACACGUGGACACAUGCAUUUACCCCCCCGCCCCACCCCUCUUCCCGUCUCAUAUGAAGAAGAAGUCCCAGGACUUGGUGACGAUAUCUAUAAAUAUCCGCUCAAACCAUUUAAGACGAGGGCACUUUCUCCCCUCGCUCGCCCCCGGCGUCUUGCGUGGCCCACACCCAGCUGUCCUCGGGGCAGCUGCUGCCGCUUCUUCAGAAAUGCUACACCCCACAAACUCCCAUAAUCCCCCCCUGCUGCUCAGACCUGCACCCUUUCCUCCACCCUCUGAUGUGCUUUCUAAAUAAAUCAACUCUCUCCUUCUGCUAA